CAGUCUAUUAUCUGUUCCAGCGCUGACUGAUGCAGGUCGGUCCAUUCAAUAGGUGUACAUGAAGGGACACUCCUAUUAUUCCGUUUCAUUGCCACUUUGGUCUUUUGUUUUGCUGGGUGUCAAUGUCUCCGGGUCCCUUGAGCAGGUUAUACAGAGGAUUAGCAAUCCGUGCAAAAUCCUUGAUGUAUUGUCUGUAAUAACUUAACAGUCCUAACAUUGCUCUUAAUUCACCAAUAGUACCUGGCUGUUUGGUUUUCAAAGCUGUGACUGCAGCAGUAUCAGCUGGAUCUAUCCUGCUUCCCUCAGCUGAAACAAUCCUGCCAAGGUACUGUACUUCUGCUUUAAAUAGGUCACACUUCCUUGGUUUUAAUUUGAUUCCAUGCUCCCUCAGUCAUCACAAUACCUUCCUGACAUCCUCAACAUGAUCCUCAAAUGGUCUGCUGAACACCAGGACAUCAUCAAGGACAGAGUAUGGAAACUGCACCUUCUCACAGAAUCCUGCGACCCCUCCUGCUCGGUGCUUUUAUACUGGGAUUUUCUGUGAUUCUGUUUUUUAUGUAUUUUAAACCAACUAUAAGCUGGUUACCAGGUCCUGUAAUGUCAACAGUAUUCAGAAAACCUGGCCUGAACCUCUUCUCCACCAAGAGUGAUAGAAAUGUUACCAUUGUGCUGAUCUGGAGCUGGCCCUUUGGACAAGUGUACGACCUGAGCAUUUGCAGCUCAGUCUUCAACAUUGAUGGCUGUUUCAUCACAGCAGACAGGAACCUCUACAGUAAGGCAGAUGGGGUCAUCAUUCACCACCGAGACAUCAGCACUGACCUGUCCAAUCUCCCACGGCUCCAGCGACCAUCAUUCCAGAAGUGGAUAUGGAUGAAUGCAGAGUCGCCAUCAGACUCAUCCCAGCUCCCUGGAUUAGACAACCUGUUCAAUCUGACUGUCAAUUAUCGUCAGGAUGCUGACAUUACAGUGCCUUAUGGGUACAUUAUACCAGCAGAGGGUGAGGAGGAUUUUAUCCCACCAGAGAAAAACAGGCUGGUCUGCUGGAUUGUGAGCAACUGGAACCAGAACCACAUGCGGGUGAAAUAUUACAAUGAGCUGAAAAAACACGUGGAGAGUCACACAUAUGGACGAGCCUUUGGGAAGCCCAUAUCUGACCAAGACUUUUUACCCACCAUUACCAGCUGCAAGUUCUAUCUCUCGUUUGAGAACUCCAUCCACAAGGACUACAUUACUGAGAAACUGUACAACCCGCUGUCAGUGGGGACAGUGCCAGUGGUUCUUGGCCCACCCAGACAGAAUUAUGAGAACUUUAUCCAGGGAGACGCCUUCAUUCAUGUGGAGGACUUCACCUCACCCAAAGAGCUGGCUGAUUACCUGCUGCUCCUGGACAAGGAUGAGAAAAUGUACCUCAGAUACUUUGAGUGGCGGCAGCACUUCAAAGUAAAGCAGAGCUAUUUUGGGGCUGAGCACACGUGUCUGUCCUGUGAUUACUUGCGUAGGCACAAGGAGUACAAGGUAUUCAAUAACCUUAACAAGUGGUACUGGGGUGGCUAGUGCUUUUUAGGGUUGUGUGGUUCUUGUUACGCUAUUGAAGAAACUGUUGUAAGAUGUUUGUUCUUCAGUUAACGCAAAGGUUCAUUGCUGAUCUGUCUAGAGCAGCUGAAUAGUAAUUUUCUGUUGGUUUAGUGGCCCAAUGAGAUGUCUCACUUGUCGUUCUGUUUUUUUUUAAUUUUAGUUGCUGUGAAAUUUUAAGUCUUAUUUUGGCUUCUUUUAUUGUUUAUGUUUCGGCUUAUCAGAUAACACUGAUGAUACAAGGUUUUCUUUUAAGUAUCUCCUGUUCAUUCUGCUCCUCAGGGCACAU
Molecule: messenger RNA, 1861 nt
Organism: Archocentrus centrarchus (flier cichlid)
Lineage: Eukaryota; Metazoa; Chordata; Actinopteri; Cichliformes; Cichlidae
Product: alpha-(1,3)-fucosyltransferase 9-like
Exons: 2
Coding region: 472-1554 (360 amino acids)
Cellular component (GO): membrane
Molecular function (GO): alpha-(1->3)-fucosyltransferase activity
Source: RefSeq, a predicted model, not a curated record